Messenger RNA from Anthonomus grandis grandis, 1127 nucleotides. RefSeq names its product transcription factor Adf-1-like. The record is from RefSeq and is a predicted model, not a curated record. NCBI's taxonomy places the organism in Eukaryota, Metazoa, Arthropoda, Insecta, Coleoptera, Curculionidae. The coding region runs from base 182 to 1117 and encodes 311 amino acids. Gene Ontology annotation, biological process: regulation of transcription by RNA polymerase II. Gene Ontology annotation, cellular component: transcription regulator complex; nucleus. The transcript has 2 exons.
GUGGCGGCUGAUCGCAGCUGUGGAAAAUAAACGUCUUUAUUCAUAUCGACGCGAUACCACUCCACGAAAAACGCGACCUGACAGCGUUCCAGACAGCGGUAGCGAUCAGUUGGAACUUGUCGAGUUUGGCCGCAGAUCGCCAUCAAUAUUUUGGGUACAUUUCAUACUUUUUUUGAUAAAUAUGAAUACUACAACAGAACAAUUAAUUGAAUUGAUUAAAAAACAUAGAAUUCUUUAUGAUUUAUCACAUCCGGAAUAUAAGAAUACCAGAAUCAAAAAUAAGGUUUGGGAUGAAAUAGGAGCUUUGCUGAAAAUAGAUGGUGAAGAUGCAAAGAAAAGAUGGAAAAAUAUUCGCGACUGCUACGCAAAGCAUCUUCGAUCUGAAAAGACUCAUACAGGUCAGAAAGCCAAAAAUAUUGAUCGAUAUAGAAGUUGGCCUUGGGCUGCUCAGAUGUCAGCUUUUAAGCCGUUCUUGCUAAGUAAUGUUGAGGAAACAGUUAAUGAAGAUACUCAAAGUAGUCAGGAGGAGAAUCACUUGAGUAGAAGAGAAACUGAAACAUAUGAAUUAACCGAAACAUAUGAAAAUAGCUCUGAUGUAGAUCGGUCUAGGUCAUCCGCAAAUACUACGGAAAAUUCAACCAUUACUCCUCAUCUAUUGAAAAAAACUGCACCUAAGCGAAAAUUUGUACGAGAGAACAAUGAAUCAUCCGUUUCUCAGGUUUUGUCAUAUUUGAAAAAUAAAGAUAACAAUUCACAGGGUACGAGUUAUGACGACCUUCAUUUGUUAUUUUUGGGACAUGCUAAAGCGGUUAAAAAACUAUCUUCAAAACGUCAAGCUGUUGCAAAAUAUCGAGUUGCGCAAGUAAUAAUGGAAGAGGAAUUACGUGAUAUAGAGGAAACCACAACUGGUUCAUCCUUUUCAGUAACUACAGGUACCAGACUUCAUACACCUUCUGGCGUAAAUUAUCAGCAAAAUUCGACAUGUCCAAUAAGUAAUCAGUUUUCGAAUUCACCACUUAAUUCAUAUGCUGCCACCUCACCACCGGAAUCGGAUAAUUCUCAAACAUGCUCAGAAGCAACCACAUGGUAUGAAACUUUUUCUCGAAGGAAUUUAUAAGCUUUUUUUG